ACCUGCCGGGUCCCUCCCCUCCCCGGCACUGUGAUGCUGCAGGGCAGCUGCUGGCCCAGCAUGUCUGUCCCCGGCCCCCUCCCUCCCAGCGUGUCACAACAGCGGAGGCGGCUGUAUCUGGAGCAGUUGGGGUGGGCAGGCCCGGCGGCGAGGCGAGCGGGCGAGGAGAGCGGCCGCGAUGCGGGAAUGCAUAUCUGUCCACGUGGGCCAGGCGGGAGUUCAGAUUGGCAACGCCUGCUGGGAGCUCUUCUGCCUGGAGCACGGCAUCCAAGCAGAUGGCACCUUUGGCACCCAAGCCAGCAAGAUCAAUGAUGACGACUCCUUUACCACCUUCUUCAGCGAGACUGGCAACGGCAAGCACGUGCCCCGGGCCGUCAUGAUAGACCUGGAGCCCACUGUAGUAGAUGAGGUUCGGGCAGGAACCUACCGCCAGCUCUUCCAUCCAGAGCAGCUGAUCACAGGAAAGGAGGAUGCAGCUAACAACUAUGCCCGGGGCCACUAUACAGUGGGCAAGGAGAGCAUCGACCUGGUGCUGGACCGCAUACGGAAGCUGACAGAUGCUUGCUCUGGCUUGCAGGGCUUCCUGAUUUUCCACAGUUUUGGUGGGGGCACUGGCUCUGGCUUCACUUCUCUGCUGAUGGAACGCCUCUCUCUGGAUUAUGGCAAGAAGUCCAAGCUCGAGUUUGCUAUCUACCCAGCCCCCCAGGUCUCCACAGCAGUGGUCGAGCCCUACAACUCUAUCCUGACCACCCACACCACCCUGGAACAUUCAGACUGUGCUUUCAUGGUGGAUAAUGAAGCCAUCUAUGACAUCUGCCGCAGGAACCUAGACAUCGAGUGCCCCACCUACACCAACCUUAACCGCCUUAUCAGCCAGAUCGUGUCCUCAAUCACUGCUUCUCUCCGCUUCGAUGGGGCCCUCAACGUGGACCUCACUGAGUUCCAGACCAACCUGGUGCCCUACCCCCGCAUCCACUUCCCACUGGUCACCUACGCACCCAUCAUCUCUGCCGAGAAAGCCUAUCACGAACAGCUCUCCGUGGCUGAGAUAACCAGCUCUUGCUUUGAGCCCAACAGCCAGAUGGUGAAGUGUGACCCGAGACACGGCAAGUACAUGGCCUGCUGCAUGCUCUACCGGGGGGACGUGGUGCCCAAGGAUGUGAAUGUCGCCAUUGCCGCCAUCAAGACCAAGAGGAGCAUCCAGUUUGUGGACUGGUGUCCCACAGGUUUCAAGGUGGGCAUCAACUACCAGCCGCCCACUGUGGUGCCAGGAGGGGACCUGGCCAAAGUGCAGCGGGCCGUCUGCAUGCUGAGCAACACCACGGCGAUCGCGGAGGCCUGGGCCCGCCUCGACCACAAGUUUGACCUCAUGUAUGCCAAGCGGGCCUUUGUGCAUUGGUAUGUCGGAGAGGGAAUGGAAGAAGGAGAAUUUUCUGAGGCCAGGGAGGACCUGGCUGCCCUGGAGAAGGAUUAUGAAGAAGUGGGGACUGAUUCAUUUGAAGAAGAAAAUGAAGGGGAGGAAUUUUAAAUAUACACCUGCCCCUUG
Messenger RNA from Lemur catta (Ring-tailed lemur), 1546 nucleotides. It is a transcript of the gene TUBA8, whose product is annotated as tubulin alpha 8. Bases 179 to 1528 code for a protein of 449 amino acids. The transcript has 5 exons. Gene Ontology annotation, cellular component: microtubule; cytoplasm. Gene Ontology annotation, biological process: microtubule cytoskeleton organization; mitotic cell cycle. Gene Ontology annotation, molecular function: GTP binding; structural constituent of cytoskeleton. Lineage: Eukaryota; Metazoa; Chordata; Mammalia; Primates; Lemuridae. The record is from RefSeq and is a predicted model, not a curated record.